Messenger RNA from Xyrauchen texanus (razorback sucker), 4247 nucleotides. It is a transcript of the gene gipc3, whose product is annotated as GIPC PDZ domain containing family, member 3. Lineage: Eukaryota; Metazoa; Chordata; Actinopteri; Cypriniformes; Catostomidae. Bases 1 to 966 code for a protein of 321 amino acids. The transcript has 7 exons. The record is from RefSeq and is a predicted model, not a curated record. Gene Ontology annotation, molecular function: protein binding.
AUGCCGAACGGAGAAGCCAUGAGUCCAGAUGUUCAGGACUCCACUGGUUCAUUGGGAGACGAGGAGAACCAAGGAGUGGUACCAUCAGCACCACCGCUGCCCCAAGAAGCUCCACCAUCCGGGCCUUCUCCGUGUCCUAGGCCGAAGUUAGUGUUCCACACCCAACUGGCUCACGGAAGUCCGACGGGCCGCAUUCACGGGUUCACCAACGUAAGGGAACUCUACGCCAAGAUCGCACAGGUCUUCAACAUCUCAGCGUCUGAGAUCCUUUUCUGCACACUGAAUUCCCACAAAGUAGACAUGCAGAAACUUCUAGGAGGUCAGAUCGGACUGGAGGACUUUAUCUUCGCUCAUGUGAGGGGAGAGACCAAAGAGGUGGAAGUCAUUAAAACUGAAGAUGCCCUCGGUCUGACCAUCACAGAUAAUGGAGCAGGAUAUGCCUUCAUUAAAAGGAUAAAGGAAGGCAGCACCAUUGACCGAAUAAAAACAGUAUGUGUUGGAGAUCACAUUGAGGCUGUUAAUGACCAGAGCAUUGUGGGAUGUCGACAUUAUGAAGUAGCUAAAAUGCUGAAGGAGCAGCCGAGAGGAACACCCUUCACCCUGCGCCUGGUGGAGCCCAAGAAAGCGUUCGACAUGAUUGGCCAGAGAACGCGAGCACCCAAGUCCAGCGAGGGCAAAAUGGUCAGCGGGAAAGAGACUCUUCGUCUGCGUUCCAAAGGAGCAGCGACGGUCCAGGAAAUGCCCAGUGAGUUUGAAGACAAGGCCAUCAGGAAGGUUGACGACCUUUUAGAAAGCUACAUGGGGAUUCGGGACCAAGAGCUCGCAACCACUAUAGUUGAAGCUGGGAAGGACAAGAAGAACCCGGAUGAUUUCGCAGAGGCGCUUGACUCAGUACUGGGAGACUUCGGCUUUCCUGAUGUCUUUCUGUUUGAAGUUUGGGGCGCUCUUGGAGAUGUCAAGAAUUAAAGAAUUUAGAGGUCAGUGCACGUCAGACAUCAGAGAGUUGCGGUUGAUUUGUAAAGUCUGUCAUGUGAUCUCAAAUACAAUCCUCCUGAUUCUUGUGUUGAUCCAGAGAAGUGGAGUAUCUCAAGGUGUUACAGGCGAAACGGCGGACUAAAUCAAACAUUCCAGGGUGUAUAGAAGAAGUACGAUGAACCUCAUUUCCCAUCAAUAUGUAUAGCUAACUAAAGAUAUAAACCAAUUAUCUAAAUGCUUUCCACAUUACAGGGAUAGUUCACACAUUCCAUCAUUUAUUCAAAAACCGAAUUUAAAACUAGUUUCUUUGUGUCAUCUAUAAAUAUACAUCAUGUUACAAGGGAAAUUAAUGAUCUUUUAAUGGUAGUUCUUGUGUUAAACGGAUUGUGUAAAUAAUGAAGUUAUUCGACACCAUUAAAUCAAUUAUAUGUAUGUUGAAUAUAAUAACCAUGGGUGUUUAACUCUCAAAUCUACUAAAAGUAGAAGAAUUAUAGUUUACGUGUAUUAUGUAUUAUGUUUUACAUUGUAUACCCUUUUAAAUGAUCUGAUGUGACAUAUUUGAAUAUAUUUGAAGAUUAAAAACGAUCUAGCAUACCAAACAUCUUGUUUCCAAUUACAUUUUUACAUUUCCAAAUGUAAUAAAUCAAAACAUGUACUUACUUGCAAACCAGCUUAGGCUGGUUUAAGCUGUUUGUUUGUAUUGUCAACAAGGAAGUCUUUCUAAAACUACACAAAAUGUGGUUAUUUCACCAGGCAACUUUAUUUGAAGUUGGCGAUACGUUAGCAAGUACGCUAAUGCUAAGUGUAAUGGAGCGUGGCCUACUCACAGGUCGCCGAGUGGUGGUCCAUAGCAUUUGAAAAUCUGAUCAUAAAUUAUAUAUAUUCAUUGUUGGGGAGUAGUUAAGUAAAAGUAGUGGUGCUAGUGUAACGGGAGCUAGCUGUGCAGUGUGUAAACCUCACUCUCCUAACCUCAAGAGGUGGACUAGCGACUGACACUAGGGGCCGUAUCCUUUAGCUUCCUUGUUAGCGCACCCGCCUCCCACGCCAGAGACACCGGUUCGAGUCCCGUUCGGAGCGGGGCGACCAGGACGGGUUACACUACUAACUUACAGAGUGAAAGUAGCUUAGCUAUUUUCACAAUAGUGUAGCUUUUCCAGUGACAAGCUAAUUUCCAAUGGAUAGCGCUGUCUGGUUCUGAAAGUUAAAAUCACAUAAAUGUUUUCCAUAGACGAAUUGUAAGUUACAAUAACUUAUAAACCUUUUAAGACUGACCUACCUUGAGCUCCGAGGUUGCUCAUCGAUGGUAUAUGCUUCUGCUAAAUCAGUCUGCGUUAUUUCAACUUUAUUGUUUAAAAAUUGCGUUUGUUAGCGGAACUCAUGGUGAACAAAUGCAUUACCCAUGGUCCCACAGAGAAAGGGUCAGUCCACUGGCAGCCAUCUUUGGAACUCUCUCGGGCAGCUAUUUUCCUGUGUAAACAAGCGCCAUGCAAGAGCAGCUCCUAUCUACUUGAAUGGGGAAAGACCGAAUGCGCACACUCAUUCUUGAGUUGUUUGACAGUCGAUGUCUAUCUAAAAGGUGAUUCCUUACAGGUUAUUUUACCUGUAAGGCGGGACUUCCUUUCUAGAUCUGUUGACCACUGGGCAUUUCAGUUUCUCCCAUUCGUUUUAAUAGAAGUGGCCCGUCUCGGCUAAACAGUCUCUGACUCUAUAGAGCGCAACAGUGCCCGCCCACUUUUUCAGCCAUCUGGGUUCCGGAAGUAUUUUCCCCAUUCAUAUCUUCCCUAGACUUUUAAUAAAAUCUUUCUUAAACGAGUUGUGAGCCAUGAACCAAACCAACCAGCUCCUAGGAGAAUCACAACAUCACCAACUUUGUUUUGAGGCAAAAACGUUUUUGAAAAUUGGACAUAAAGACAAAUAGUACAAGUCUGUGCACUUACCGUCUUUCAUGAGGGCAGGGACUACAAUCCCAUGAACAUUGCAAAUGAAUAUCGAAUAUAUGAACUAUUGAUUUUAGGUUGUAGUAACCAUGGUAAAUUUUGUGAUUACUAUGGUUACAAAUGGUAAACCACUGGUUACUUCACAGCUGGAUAGAAUGCUGGUGCAAAUAACCUGCCUUUUUAAUUAGCCAAAUAUAGCCACAAGCAGCAAUUAUCUAAGCACAUAUAUGGAGAGAGAGGACCAAAAUAAUCAGAUUAGACAGAAAAUAUCCUGUGGAUGCCGUCGACAUAGUUGUUUUAGUGUUGGUUAGGGUUUAGCCUUUGGUAACUCUAAUGCUAACUUUAACCCUGACCUUUAAGGCCUCAGUAUACUUCGGUUGUACGCAUUUGCUGAUGGUCUGACAGCGCGCCACCCAGUUUUUAUCGUCCCACUGCUGCGGUUGUCGUGGUUUCAUGCGCCGGCCAUUGACAGUCCCAAGAGUUGUAGUGGGCAUACGUCGAACGCGUUCGCCUUUGCUCGCAGUCAUAAAAGUAUACUUUGAAAGGCAAUGCGGUCUGCCUGACGUGAUCCAGUCAAGAAUGCAGAAAAAUGAGCCAGGGCUUUAACUCAAACCCUAACCCUAACCCUACCUCAAGCCCUAACUGCCUGUUAUAGCGCCCCCUAGCAUCACAAAUUGAUGAAUUUCUUCUCUUGUCCGUGUGUUUAAAUUUUGUUCAGUUUGGAUAUUGCGCUUACAAGAAACAGGCCAAUUAGUCAUUAUAAGCCACACCCAAAAAUAUAUUGGCUUAUAUCUUUGGAACAACAAAUCUAAUAGAAAUUAUUUUGUCAACUUCAUGUCUAGAGGGUCUGUAGAUGCUGUAUACCAAAUUUCAUUAAAAUCGGGGAAACGUAUAUAUUCUAGCCCAUGCGGUUGCGAAUUAGCUUAUUACAGCGCCACCGUGUGACCGAUUCUUACAAAAUGUGAUAUACAGCUUCAUGUCCACACCCUGCUAAAUCUCAGACCAUGUGAACGCCCCUUAAGUGGCUGUGAAAUGGUGGUCCCCUGGGGCCAAUAAUUGGUUAGAACGAGGAUGCAGAUAUGAAUCUAGACAUUCCAUGUUUGUUUGUUUUCCUGGUUCCUUAUUUUCCUCCUACUAGCUCUGCUAGCAACAUUGCUUCCCAGAAGUCAUCUGUCACAACAACGCAAAUGCUUUUCAGACCGACAGGUCAACGCAAUCCAAACAGAAGUGGGAUGAAUCAUGUGUUUGACCAUUGUGAUGCAACAUAUGGGCUAACACUUCAAGCAUAAUAAUGCACAACUGAUUACAUAACAACAUAAAUAUGAGAUCAUACCA